AUGGAGGCCGGCGGCCACAACGUCGUGCCUGAAUGGACGUGUCCGGCUAUGCGAGUCAAUGGCUUGGUGGUGUUCUUUGUGGCCAUCGUCGCUCUGCACCUCAUCGUAUAUUCGGCCUGCCUCGCUAGCUCGCACGCCUGGCACAAUCCGAACGUCGGGCUGAUUGUUGGCCUUGUGGUGACGAUUGCCGGCGUGCCUGUGGUCUUGCUUACGCUACUGAUCGUCAGUGCUGUGUGCACCCGCAGAUUUGGCGAUGUCAUGGCCAUCUCGGGCAUGUCGGUCGCGGUGAUCUCGACCACGCUCGGUGUUGCCACCAUUGUCGGAUGCAUCUAUCUGGCGGUGGUGGCUGAGAUCGAUUCGUCGGACUCGUACUACACUGGGCCUGUCCCGUCGCAGAGCUCGGUCCAGCUCGAGGCGCUGCGCGGCAAGACCUUUGCCGACUUUACCGGCGGCCACGAGUUCCAUCUGGAUGCGGUGGGCGAGCGGUUCAGCUCGUCGAAGAAGUCCAAGAGCUCAAAGCAAAAGGCAGCGCAGAUCGCAGUGCCUGUGACUGCGGUGGGGAGCAGGGAAGUCUCGGUCUUUGCUUGCUCGUGCCGGACGACUGCGAUCGGGUGUCGCAUCUUUCCGUCGGUGGACUACGCACGUGAGUCACUGUGGUACGAUCCGGGACGGAGCCAGGCGGCCGUCAUUCACUCGAAGCUCUACAGCAAGUUCUGCCGCGGCGCGGUCGCCGACUCGAUCACCCACUUUGCGGACGCUAACUUGCAGCUCGGCGUACCGGCCGACUCUGUGGUCAUUGUCGAGUGGGCCGACCUUCCUGCGGCUCGACAGUACGCCCUCAACGUAAGCAUCGGCACACUUGUCGGCCUUGGCUUGCCUGGCCUCAUCGGCAUCGUUCUCAUGUACAAGAUGCUGCGGUGCAUGGACGUCUUUUGA
Molecule: messenger RNA, 936 nt
Organism: Thecamonas trahens ATCC 50062
Lineage: Eukaryota; Apusomonadida; Apusomonadidae
Exons: 2
Coding region: 1-936 (311 amino acids)
Source: RefSeq, a predicted model, not a curated record